GUGGUCUGAUCCCAGCAAAAACACUGGACUAAGGGCAUGGGAAUCUGAAGACCUCUGUUUCUCCUAGAAGAGUGAUAAAAUAAGGAGAGAUGGGAAACCCAGACAACGCUGGAGAUGCUUACGUUGCUGUGAUUCGUCCCAAAAAUACUGCCAGCCUCAAUUCCCGGGAGUAUCGAGCUAAAUCCUAUGAAAUUUUGUUGCUUGAAGUUCCCAUUGAAGGCCAGAAGAAAAAAAGAAAGAAAGUUUUGUUGGAAACUAAACUGCAGGGAGGCACUGAGAUAACCCAGAGCAUCUUGGAUUUUGUAUUGGAAACCACCAAACCAAUUUCACCAGCCAAUCAGGGUAUUAAAGGAAAGCGUGUGGUGUUAAUGAAGAAGUUUCCUCUUGAUGGAGAGAAUGCAGGCCAGGAGGCUUCACUUUACGUUGUUCCAACUGUUGUGAAAGAUAACACAAAAUAUGCAUACACUCCUGGAUGCCCCAUCUUCUACUGUUUACAAGACAUCAUGAGGGUCUGCAGUGAAUCCAGCACCCACUUUGCUACGCUUACUGCAAGGAUGUUAAUUGCCUUGGAUAAGUGGCUGGAUGAACGGCACAGCCAGUCUCACUCCAUCCCAGCUUUAUUCAGACCAUCUCCUCUGGAAAGAAUUAAAACAAAUGUCAUAAACCCAGCCUAUGCCAUAGAACCUGGUCAGACAGAGAGCUCCUUACACAUGGGUUACACUGCCCUGGAAAUAAAGAGUAAAAUGCUGGCACUGGAGAAAGCAGAUGUGUGUAUCUAUAACCCUCUGUUUGGGUCUGACCUUCAAUAUACCAAUAGGGUUGACAAAGUGGUAAUAAAUCCAUACUUUGGCCUUGGAGCCCCAGACUAUUCAAAGAUUCAGAUCCCUAAAAGAGAAAAGUGGCAACGUAGCAUGAGCAGUGUCACAGAGGACAAGGAACACCAGUGGGUGGAUGAUUUCCCUCUUCACCGCAGCGCCUGUGAAGGUGACUCUGAUUUACUGAGCCAUCUUCUGGAUAAAAAGUUUUCUGUUAAUCAGCUGGACAGUGACCACUGGGCACCCAUCCACUAUGCAUGCUGGUAUGGAAAAGUUGAAGCCACUCGAAUGCUGUUGGAGAAAGGGAAAUGCAAUCCAAAUCUUUUGAAUGGCCAACUUAGUUCUCCUCUUCAUUUUGCCGCUGGAGGAGGGCAUGCUGAAAUAGUACAAAUUCUACUGAAUCAUCCAGAAAUUGACAGACACAUUACUGAUCAGCAAGGAAGAUCCCCACUGAAUGUCUGUGAAGAGAACAAACAAAACGAGUGGGAAGAAACUGCCAAACUGCUGAAGGAAGCCAUAAACAAACCUUAUGAAAAGGCACGAAUUUAUCGUAUGGAUGGGUCGUAUCGCUCCGUUGAGCUGAAGCAUGGAAACAACACCACUGUCCAGCAGAUCAUGGAGGGGAUGCGUUUGUCUCAAGAAACUCAACAGUACUUCACUAUCUGGAUCUGUUCUGAGAACCUCAGCCUCCAGCUGAAGCCAUAUCACAAACCUCUGCAGCAUAUUCGAGACUGGCCUGAAAUAUUCACUGAACUGACAAACUUGGAUCCUCAAAGGGAAACUUCACAGCUUUUCCUGAGAAGAGAUGUUAGACUUCCACUGGAAAUAGAGAAAAAGAUUGAGGAUCCUUUGGCUAUCCUGAUCCUUUUUGAUGAAGCCAGAUACAAUUUGCUGAAAGGUUUCUAUACAUCACCUGAUGCCAAGCUGAUCACACUAGCAAGUCUGCUUCUACAAAUAGUCUAUGGAAAUUAUGAGAGCAAGAAACACAAACAGGGCUUUCUAAAUGAAGAAAAUCUUAAAUCUAUAGUACCAAUCACUAAGCUAAAAAGUAAAGCUCCUCACUGGACAAACAGGAUACUUCAUGAAUACAAGAACCUCAGCACCAGUGACGGUGUAAGUAAAGAGAUGCAUCACCUGCAGCGUAUGUUCCUGCAGAACUGCUGGGAAAUCCCCACUUAUGGAGCGGCUUUUUUCACAGGACAGAUAUUCACCAAAGCAAGUUCAAGUAGCCAUAAAGUCAUCAAAGUCUAUGUAGGAGUGAAUGUAAAAGGGCUUCACCUCCUCAACAUGGAAACAAAGGCUUUACUCCUCAGCCUGAGGUAUGGCUGUUUUAUGUGGCAGUUGGGAGAUGGAGACACGUGUUUUCAAAUCCACAGUCUGGAAAACAAAAUGAGCUUUAUUGUGCACACCAAACAGGCAGGCCUCGUCAUAAAGCUUCUGAUGAAAUUAAAUGGCCAGUUAAUGCCUGCUGAAAGAAAUGAGUGACGGAAACCAACGAGAGCUCUGACACAGCAUCUGAUGGCUAAGCAAAAAAAACUUCAUCACAGAAGGCUUCCACAUAGGUGAUUUUUCCACAAGAGAAAGGUCCAUUUGUACAGUUUUGUACCUUUGUACAGAAGCUGCAUGGUGUAUUUUUUUAAGAAAGCUCUACAGUACAUCUCUUAUUUUUAUAAGUAUUUUUGUCUUUCCUAUAUAAGCUAUCGUAGGGCUCAAGCUUAACCAGUGAAGCCAAUGAAAUGUCAGUGGUUUAGCACGCUGGACAAAGCUUGGGAGCUUUUGUUCCCAGAGGGGUUACCAGUGCCAUUAAGCAAGUCUCAGUUGACCUCUUGACCUUUGCUGGGACAUAGAGGAGGUUGUGGUUGUUACAGGAUUUUGUAGACACACUUUAUAUUUAAGAUACUGUUGAGAAGUAGGCUUAAAAGAGCAGUUAGACCUUUGAGCUACCACCUUUGAUAAACUCUUUGUAUGUGGUUUCUGACAAACGUUAGAGCUGGCUUUAUUUUUACUCUUAACUUUCUCCUACUUUGUAUUUGUAUUUAUUCUAAGAUAUUGCAUGAGGAUGUCAAAAGGGAAAUACUUUAGAAGCCAUAUGAAAUGUUUAGCAUGCUUGGGGUUUGAAAAAGAAUGGGUUUUUACUUCUGCUGUGCAAUAUAAAAGGUGGCUAUGGAAGAGGGGGAGACACAGAUUUAGAAAUGAAUCUUAACUCAGAGGACUUCAGAAAGCUGAAUAAAUCCCACCCUGGAUUACAACACAUGUGCAGUGACCAAAACUCGUGUAGGAGGUACUAAGUUAUUCCUGUUCAACUCAUUUUAUGACUGAUUACUUCAGUUUCUCCAGCUGCAAAGAGUGCAGGAAUGAAGGUUGAUACUGCGAGGAAGUCAGACAGUUUGUAAGCUACUCUGCCUGUCCUUUGCAGAGUCAGGAUUGGCUCCCAGGUGUCAGACAAGACCCUACCAAUCUGCAGCAUAUCUUUGCCCAUCAGAGUAGUAUCCAUGAGAUAAACGUGGAACAUUUUGGGUUGUAUUUUCAGGGUUUUAAGUGCACUUGAUGACUUCUUCCGUGUGAACUGCAUGCUAAACCAGUGCAAUAUUUUGUAAAGAAGUUUUAAAAUAAAGAAAUUUAAAAAAUAA
Messenger RNA from Dryobates pubescens (Downy woodpecker), 3445 nucleotides. RefSeq names its product KRIT1 ankyrin repeat containing (gene KRIT1). The record is from RefSeq and is a predicted model, not a curated record. Gene Ontology annotation, molecular function: protein binding. Gene Ontology annotation, biological process: cell redox homeostasis; regulation of establishment of cell polarity; negative regulation of angiogenesis. Bases 90 to 2300 code for a protein of 736 amino acids. Gene Ontology annotation, cellular component: cytoskeleton; plasma membrane. NCBI's taxonomy places the organism in Eukaryota, Metazoa, Chordata, Aves, Piciformes, Picidae. The transcript has 17 exons.